Molecule: messenger RNA, 981 nt
Organism: Penicillium diatomitis
Lineage: Eukaryota; Fungi; Ascomycota; Eurotiomycetes; Eurotiales; Aspergillaceae
Exons: 2
Coding region: 1-981 (326 amino acids)
Source: RefSeq, a predicted model, not a curated record
AUGCCUUCUUCGACCCAGUCGGCCGCGGCGCCCUUGACCACAGUCUUUAGUCCUCCAGCGUCCUGUACCAAUGUCCAACAGGUCUCAUCGGAGUGUCAGAAAGACUGCAAAAAUCUGUACAAUAUCGUCCAGAUCACCGACUCCAAUUGCUUUCCCUCUCAGUGGGCUACCACGGCAACUUGGUUUUCCCCGGGCAUCUACUGCCCCAAGGGCUACACCGUCGCGGAUUCUCACACCGUCACGAGUGGUCUUCAACUCACAGAGACACAGGCGAGAUGCUGUCCGUCAGGAUACACAAUGGCAACAGAUCUAGCACAAGCCUGGUGGACCGCAGAACCAUGCACCAAAGUCAGCGCGGUCACCACAACUCUCAACUUUACCGUGUACAGCGCCACGGGCGCAUCUCCAACAACCACCUCUGAAAUGGUCAUCCGCGGCCCCAUCAUUCAUGCCUACCCCGUCGAACUCAGAUGGCAAUCCAGCGACAGCGCAGCGCUGGGCUCCGGCUCGACCACCGCCAGCGCCGUUCCAACCUUCACCGACGCCACCACCACCAAGACAUCUGCCUCGACCACGGGACCCACGUCCUCGGCCACGUCUCCGUCAACCGCACCGCCCAGUUCGGACGGAGCUCACGGCUCGUCGGGUCUUUCAACGGGAGCGAAAGCCGGAAUUGGCAUCGGCGUCGCUGCAGCAGUGAUUAUCAUUCUCGCUCUGCUCUUCUGUUUGUGGCGGAGAAGGAAAGGCAGCGCGAGCUCAGCCAGCCCAAGCAAGGAACGCAAGGUGUCUUUGGGUAAUGCGCAAGAUGAUGUUUACGGGGAGAUCCCGGUCCGUCAGGUUCCCGGACACAAGCCCGUGGAGCUGCCGACGCGGGCGACGGGAUGGUCGGAAGAACUACAUGGUCAAUCGCACCCAGCACCAUCGGAACUGGAGGCCGGGCAAGCUGGUUAUGAUUCGCCUAUGACUGCCAAGUAUAGGUGA